AUGGGUGGCAUUCUUUUGCCACAACCCGUCCAGCCCAACGACUCCACUUCGGCCAGUCGGGCAAGUCGAGGCCGGGCCCAAUUCGUGACCACUUUCCGCGCCCAUUUCGUUCAUUUCUCCCAUUUACGACGUCCAGUUAACAGGAAUUGCAACAGGUCGAAACAGCCAAGACGUCAGAGCAAAAAAGGUCAACGACCAGCUCUGCUCGAGCCCAUCUUUUUCGGCCGGCGGAGAUGGUACUUGAAGAGGCACUCUUUGCUUUUCAGCACUGAUCGCCGCUAG
This is a messenger RNA of Protopolystoma xenopodis, 282 nucleotides long. The record is from the annotation of a GenBank genome assembly. Lineage: Eukaryota; Metazoa; Platyhelminthes; Monogenea; Polystomatidea; Polystomatidae.